Molecule: messenger RNA, 2249 nt
Organism: Lobosporangium transversale
Lineage: Eukaryota; Fungi; Mortierellomycota; Mortierellomycetes; Mortierellales; Mortierellaceae
Exons: 5
Coding region: 118-2016 (632 amino acids)
Molecular function (GO): 3'-5'-RNA exonuclease activity; RNA binding
Source: RefSeq, a predicted model, not a curated record
AGUUACGAUCGACAAUUUAUACGUACAUUUAUACGGUACUCUCUCACAUCUACCCCUUCAUCCAUCAACUUCCGAAUCUAUCCUACGAUUUAACAAAAAAAUCAAAGAAAAUUACGCAUGUCCGACGUGAACGAGCAAUCUGUUGCUGCGGACAAGGGAGCCAAUAUGCAGAACAUUUCGUCGGCCACCACAGCCGCUACAACUAAAUCCUCAACCACUACUUCUGUGGAUGGAUCUUCGUCCCUCACAGCUCCUGCCUCUGCUUCACUUCCUGCAAAACCUACAACGGUGUCUAAAGCACCCAAGAUCCCUACAAGUGAAUACGAUUAUUAUAUUGUACUUGAUUUCGAGGCAACUUGCGAUGACAACAAGCCUGCCUCUGAACUCUUAGUCACAGCUGCAACAUCAGAGAUCAUUGAGUUUUCAUGGCUCUGUGUCUCAAAGACUAAUUUUGCAAUUCUACAUGAAGAGCAAAGAUAUAUCAGGCCUAUGUCAACACCCCUAACACCAUUUUGCCAGAACCUUACUAAAAUCACACAUGAGAAGCUUGAGAAUGGUGGAACGCUAGUCGAGGCAAUCGAAUCCCUCGAUAUGUACAUUACCUCCGAAAUCUUGGACAAGGGCAAUUCGUUUUGCUUUGUUACUCAUGGUGCCUGGGAUCUGCGGAUCCAGCUGCCAAGAGAAGCUAAAGAUAAGGAUGUGUUCACGCAAGCAACUGACCCAGCACAGAUUCUCAGCAUGUUCAAGAAGGAUGAGUCAAAGAUCGUACGCAUUUCGUCUUUGUCAUUCGACAUUACACAAUCGGAAUUGGAAGCCUUUUUUGCUUCCAAGGAUCUCAAGCCUAAGGAGCUAGUAAUGCUUACUAGUGGUGGUAAUAAUAGACCUAGUGGUGGUGGGUUCGCUGUAUUCGAAAAGCAUGCUGAUGCGUUGGCUGCUCUAGAGCUAAACGGAGCACCCCUUGGACAGCGAGCGAUCGAGGUCAUACCCUCAAGCAAAGCAAGCAUGGAUAUCUUGAAAGGGAAGCAUUCAAGCUUUCAGAACACACCUAAUAAGCACCAUUCGCCAUCAAGACCUGGUGACUGGACAUGUAACAUGUGCCAGUUUGUCAACUUUUCUUCGAGACGGGCAUGCUUAAAAUGCCAAUCUCCAUCUCCUGAAGGAGCUGUGCCAUCUCAACCGGCAAACUUUACUUCAGGUGACUGGAUGUGUACUCAAUGUAAUUUCCACAAUUAUGCCUCUCGCACUCAAUGCCUUCGCUGUCAGUCACCAAGACCUGGUACAUCCGGGAAUGGAGGUGGACACGGUAAUGGAGGACCAAUGGCGUCACCACACCACCAUUCUCAUCAUAACCACCAUCAUCAUCCAUAUGCAUCAGGGGGAAGUGGUGGUGGUGGCGGUGGGCACUCUAUCUCUUUCCGUCCUGGUGACUGGAAUUGUCCCAAUUGUAAUUUCCAGAACUUUGCAUCAAGAACUGUAUGUAUGCGGUGUUCAACUCCUGUUCCUACUGGUGGGCAAGGAGGCGGGCACUCCGGAGGCGGCGGCGGUGGCGGUGGUUACCGUGGCGGGAACUCUGGCUAUGGUGGAUAUAAUGACAAUAGUGGAGGUGGUGGUGGUGGUUACAAUAAUCAUCAUGGUGGUCGGGGAGGAUCACACGGUGGUAAUUAUGGUGGUGGUGGUGGCGGUGUUGGCGGUGGCCAAUAUGGCAACCAAGGCGGUGGAGCAUACUCGGGUGGUGGUGGACCUAGUGGUGGGCAAGGUGGCCAUUCCUUCAGACCUGGCGACUGGAGUUGUCCAUCAUGUAAUUCUCAUAAUUUCGCAUCUCGAUUCCAGUGCAUGCGAUGUGGUCUGGCGAAACCUCAGCGCGAUUCCUCACCUGCGCCCAAUAAUUACGUUCCUAUGAACUCGAUGAAGCCUGGAGAUUGGAUGUGUCCGAAUACUCAAUGCGGCUAUCAUAACUUUGCAAAGCGCACGACAUGCGCUCGUUGUAACGCUGCUGCACCCAACCAAGUGUGGUGAAGGUCCCAGUCUGUCUCCAACUGUCUGUCUGUCACUCUCACUCUCACUCUCUCACUUUCUCAUAUGGAGUGAAGAAAAGAAGGAAGGAAGGGAGGAAUGGAUCCUUGGCACGGUCAAGACUUCUAGGGGUUUCCACGGAGAGAGGCAGCAUUGUCGUCGGAAAACUAUCGACUUGGCAUAUUUCAUCUUACUGGGACGCAUAGUUGGAUUUUUUUUUUAAAAAAAAAAAAAAA